AUGGCAAGAGGAAGAGGAGAGAGAGCGACUCUCCAAUUCAAUCGAAAAUCGUUCAACCCAGAACUGUGGUCGCCAGUCCUAGCGACCAACUUGGCAUGGAACCUGCGCGUUCUAAAGUACCCGUAUCGCUGCGUGAGAACGCAGCUCACCAUUCCGGGUCUGGUAACCUCUCCGGUCGUAAUACGACCGCGGCUCCCCAUGCUCCUGAGGCAGAGCUGCCUCCGUUCCGCUGAGAGAUCUCGCACCAAAGGUGAACAUAAACUCUACUUUUGUAGAGUACCUGCGAGAUGCUCGAAGCGGAUUCAAUCUUCCUGA
Acanthoscelides obtectus is the source of this 315-nucleotide messenger RNA. The record is from the annotation of a GenBank genome assembly. Lineage: Eukaryota; Metazoa; Arthropoda; Insecta; Coleoptera; Chrysomelidae.